AAUCUCUAUAGGAAAAUAAACAAAGGAAUCGCGAUAACAAUCCUAAACCCUCUAGUCCACUCAAAACCCUAAUUUCGCAAUUCAACCACAGUCUUCGUCGCGCCGCCGUCUCUCCCUACUCUCACCGGGAAAAUGACUACCACCGCUGCUCCUCCGCCGUCAUACCACUCAAAGAUCGACUCCAAGAACGUCAACAGAGCCCUGAAGUCUCUCCUAAAAUGGCGUGACUCAAAAUCAAACCCCCGGAACUCAGAGCCCCUCGAUAACAACAACAGCAGCAGCGACGGUGGCUUCGUCUACCUCGUCGUAACCCUAAAGAAGCCUCCCCAGAUCGAUCGCACCAAUCCAAUAACGAUCCCUCUCCCUCACCCUCUCAUCGACCUCGCCGAAUCCCCUCCUCCGGAGCUCUGCCUGAUCAUCGACGACAAGCACAAGAACAAGAUCACAAAGGAGACGGCUCUGAAGAAGAUCGAAGCGGAGAAGGUUCCGAUCACGGCCGUGAUCAAGGUCUCGAAGCUGAAGACGGAGUUGAAGAAGCUGGAGGUGGAGGAAGGGAGGCGUCACGGUCACGAGGUGUACUUCGCGGAGAGGAGGCUGAUGCCGAUGUUGCCGAAGCUUCUGGGGAAGGAGUUCGUGAAGAGGAAGAAGAGUCCGAUCGCGAUUAACUUGAGGAGCGGUAACUGGAAGGAGCAGGUUGAGAGAGUGUGUGAAUCGGCUUUGUUCUUUGUUGGGACGGGGACUUGUAGUGUUGUGAAGGUUGCGAAGUUGUCUAUGGGAAGGAAGGAGAUUGCGGAGAAUGUUGUGGCUGUUAUGGAAGGGAUCGCUGGUUCGAUUCCUGGUGGAUGGAAGAAUGUUAACUUGUUUCAUUUGAAGUUGCUUGAGAGCUUGGCUUUGCCUGUUUAUGAAUCAGUUUGAGAUAUGGAGAGGUUGAGAAUGUUUUGAAACUUAACAGUAAGGUGAUGAUUUGGUUGGUUGGUUGGUUGGUUUCAGUUUUUUUUUUGGGGUUAAUUUUAGUGGAGUUUUUUUCUCUUA
Raphanus sativus (radish) is the source of this 1032-nucleotide messenger RNA. RefSeq lists its product as uncharacterized. The transcript has a single exon. NCBI's taxonomy places the organism in Eukaryota, Viridiplantae, Streptophyta, Magnoliopsida, Brassicales, Brassicaceae. Bases 133 to 915 code for a protein of 260 amino acids. The record is from RefSeq and is a predicted model, not a curated record. Gene Ontology annotation, cellular component: 90S preribosome.